AUGGCCGCCUUGCAGGUCGCCCAGCGCAUCAUGCCGCUAGAGGAGCUGCUGGCUGCCGACAUUCUGGAGGAUCGCAUCAACAUCCACCUCCAGUGCGACAACCAGAAUCCCAUUCUGUGGGCCUCGCUGAGCGGCAGAUGUUUGCCCAAACAGAGCGCGUGGAGGCUCACCACCUGCGACCGCUUCCGGGACCGGCAGCGCAACCCCGGGGCGCCAGGCCAUGCUCUCUCCAUUGUGCUGAUGAAGGACAAGGAGCACCUGGGUGAGUGGGAGACGCCCUUUCAGCUUGCCCUGCAGCAUCCGCUGAUGCUGAAGAACUACGACGAGCUGGAGGAUGUCAUGGAGGCGCUGCGGGAGGACGAGGAGGACCGGAAGCGCCUGGCACCGGAGGAGCGGCGGGAGCUGCAGCGCCGGCUCCAGGACUGGCAGGAGGAGCGCUUCGAGCUGAUGCCGGGGGCGCGGCUGCUGCCCAACAGCCCCGAGCUGGGCUUCGCGCUCCGGGAGGCCAGCUGA
Molecule: messenger RNA, 513 nt
Organism: Effrenium voratum
Lineage: Eukaryota; Dinophyceae; Suessiales; Symbiodiniaceae
Source: the annotation of a GenBank genome assembly